This is a messenger RNA of Candida tropicalis MYA-3404, 2124 nucleotides long. RefSeq names its product serine-type carboxypeptidase. The coding region runs from base 1 to 2124 and encodes 707 amino acids. Gene Ontology annotation, biological process: proteolysis; apoptotic process. Gene Ontology annotation, cellular component: trans-Golgi network. The record is from RefSeq and is a predicted model, not a curated record. Gene Ontology annotation, molecular function: serine-type carboxypeptidase activity. The transcript has a single exon. NCBI's taxonomy places the organism in Eukaryota, Fungi, Ascomycota, Pichiomycetes, Serinales, Debaryomycetaceae.
AUGUUAUUAUCGGUAUUCAUAAUAUUGAUAAACACCUUGUUUGUCCUAGCUAUCCCACCAAAAGAAGGUUCAGAUAAUAACCCAUCAAAGAAAUAUCUUGUUACCGAUUUGCCGGGAUUAUAUGAAAAUGUUAAACCAAAAAUUUCAGUACCAUUGAUGUUUUCGGGACAAUUGGAAUUAUAUCCAGAGAAUAACACCCAUUAUUUCUUUUGGAAAUUUGUUGAUUCUGAACUUAAUCAAGAUACUAGUAAAAAAACCAUAUUUUGGUUAAAUGGAGGUCCUGGUUGUUCAUCUAUGGAUGGGGCAUUAUUAGAAACUGGUCCAUUUAGAAUUGAUGAAAAUGAAAAAGUUAUUUAUAAUAAUGGAUCAUGGCAUAAAUUUGGGGAUAUUAUUUAUGUUGAUCAACCAGCAGGAACUGGAUUUAGUUUUACUAAUGAAUAUAUUACUGAUUUAGAUCAAGUUGCUUGGUAUUUUUUGAAAUUUAUGGAAGAAUAUUAUAAAUUAUUUCCAAAUGAAAUUAAUAAUGAAAUAUAUUUUGCUGGUGAAAGUUAUGCUGGUCAAUAUAUUCCUUAUAUUGCUGAUGCAAUUUUGAAAAGAAAUAAAAACUUAAAAGAAAAUGAUGUAAAAUAUGAUUUGAAAGGUAUAUUAAUUGGAAAUGGAUGGGUUCUGCCAAAUCAACAAAGUUUAUCAUAUUUACCAUUUUUCAUUAAUCAUGGAUUGAUUGAUAAAUCACAUCCUAGAUGGGGUAGUUUAUUGAGUAAACAUGAAAAAUGUCAAAAAAUUGUUAAUAAAAUCGAUGGACAUUUCGAUGAAGCUGACGUUCAUCCAUAUGAAGUUAAUUCAGCUACUUGUGAAAGUAUUUUAACUGAUUUAUUGAAUUAUUCACAAGAUCGUGAAAGUGAUUCAGAUCAUAGAUGUAUUAAUAUGUAUGAUUAUACAUUAAGAGAUUCAUAUCCUUCAUGUGGGAUGAAUUGGCCAUUUGAACUUAAAUAUGUUGCUCCAUUUUUAAGAAAAGAAGAAGUGAUGCAUGAUUUGAAUUUAGUUGAUUUGAAAUAUUGGCGUGAAUGCAGUGGUAAAGUUGGUAGAAUGUUUGGUGCAAGAAAUUCUUUACCUGCAGUUCAUUUGUUACCUAAUAUUUCACAAGAAAUCCCAAUUAUAUUAUUUAAUGGUGCCAAUGAUAUUAUUUGUAAUUCAGAUGGGGUUUUAUCUUAUCUUGAUAAAUUACAAUGGGGUGGUAAAGUUGGUUUUACUAAUAAAGAUGAUCAAAUUAAUUGGAUUUAUGAUAAUAAAGAAGUUGGUUAUAUCUUAAUGGAAAGAAAUAUUUCAUUUAUUAAUAUCUAUAAUUCUUCACAUAUGGUGCCUUAUGAUUUACCUGAUGUUUCAAGAGCUUUAAUGGAUUUAGUUAGUGGGAAAUAUGAAGAGAAAGAAAAAGAUGGCAAGAGGGAAUUUAUCACUUAUCCAUUAGGUGAAGUAAGAAAUAAAUUGGGUCAAGAAAUCCCAGCGGAUGAAAGUUCCAAACCUAUUGAAGACAAACCUGAUGACAAACCUAUUGAAGACAAACCCGAGGAAACUAAACCAGAACAAACCAAACCAGAAGACGAAACUUCAUCAUCAACAUCAGAAAUUAUCCCAACAUCAGAAGCAUCAUUUAUUCCAGAACCAGAAGAAUCUACAAGUUCCAAGUUCACUAGAUUGAUUCAAUUGGGUGUUAUUUUCAUUAUAUUCUGGGGUGUUUACAUUCUUUAUGUUUCCUACAGAGCCCGUCCUUCGUCUAUAAUUAAAAAACCAGCACGUUCAACUAAUUCAUCUGGUCGUAAGAAGAAUGUUCAAUGGGCAGAUCAAUUGAAUAGAUUCGAAGAAGAUGAGAAUGAACUUGGUUCACCUCCACCUCAAGGUAUAAUAGCAAAAACUAUAAGUAAAAUUACCGGUAAUACAAGUAAUCGUGGAAGAUAUGCACCAGCAGGUGAUGGAUCAAGAGAAUUUACUGAUGAUAUUGAAUUGGGUGAAGGUAUAAGUGAUCCAAAUGUUGAUGAAUUUAUAAUCGGUAGUGAUGAUGAUGAAGAUGACGAUGAAGAUGUAGAGACCCAUGAAGGAAAUCCUAAGAAAACUGAAUCUAAAAGUUAA